This is a messenger RNA of Poecile atricapillus (Black-capped chickadee), 1269 nucleotides long. RefSeq lists its product as uncharacterized. The record is from RefSeq and is a predicted model, not a curated record. Lineage: Eukaryota; Metazoa; Chordata; Aves; Passeriformes; Paridae. The transcript has 6 exons. The coding region runs from base 1 to 918 and encodes 305 amino acids.
AUGCCUGUUGUCAUGCAGCCUGACACCCAGGGCGAGCGCGGCGUGGGGAGCGGGCGGCGAGGGACGCGUCCCCGCAGCCGCGCCGCCCGCGCAUCUCUGCUGCAAAAAAGGACGAGCAGGAGGCCCAGCUCGCGCCGGCUGGAGCAGCGAGGGUGUCUGCUGUUGCCGUCGCGGCAGCCAGCUGGUGUCCAGCCCAGCACGGCUCCUUCAGGCUGGUCUUUUGCACAUCUCUAUAAGCUUUGCUGUGAGGAGAGGAGGAAAGAUGUAAAAAUAAGGAAUGACGUCUUUCAACCUUUACCAGGUUUUCAGGUGAAGCGAAGUCACCUUCCUGGGCUGGUUUUCUCCACGGAGCCCUUGGAGAUCAUUUUUUACUCAAAUUGGGAGAAACUAGAGCAGAACUGUGCUGAGAAAAGCGUUUCUCUCAGGCCUCAGCACUGCUUGGAGUCCGCCGCGCUCGGCACCCACGCCCGGAAAGCAAACACGGAUGGAAAACCGCGGUGCUGCCCGACGCUGCUGCCCCCCCACCCAGCACACGUCCUGCGGCCGACGGCAAGAGCUCCGCCGGGGUGGCAGAGGCAGAUUUCCCAGCAAUUGGGAAUUAAUCCCUACCUGAGAGCGAUGACUAAAAGGCAGGCAGCUGGUGGCACCUCGUGCCUGUUGUUUGGGCAGGCCUUCCCUUUGGUUUACUGCGCAGCAGAGGAGCAAAGUCGAAGGACCAAUUGCUCGUGCUCUAAUUUAUCGCACAUGAAAAAGCAGCAAGGGGAUUUUUUAGCAACAGAAAAGACCUGGCAGCUGGAUCACCAUGGGGUAGGCACUGGCUCUGUGCUGAUUCUGCUGUACCAACUGGUCUUAGCACAACUCCUCCCUGCCCAGACUCCAAGACCUGGCCUCCGUCUGUGCUGUCAAGUUCAUAAGUGACAAAAGUGUCUACCAGCUCACUUAAAAAUUUACUACUUGUUCUUGUUUAUUACAAGAGGUAAAAACAAAUAUGCUUUCCAAGCAAAAGGCAAGUUUGGCUAUUAAUCUUUGAAUCAGCUCAUACAACUUAUUCUGACACUUUUUGUGAAUUACUUGGCAGAAACAACCCUGUGUAACCCCUCAAACCCUCUGUCCCCACAUCUCCAAGACAGAUGCUCACCACAGGUGAUCAGCCUAUGGAUGUUCUGUUUCUCCCAUGUGUUGGUAACACGUAAUCCAUUGGCAGAGAUUAUUUUCUUACAACUAUUUUGGGUUCCUGUCUUCCACCCUGACAUCAGCUUUCAUGAAAUU